GAUUCUAUAGCCUCGGUUAUCGGAUCUAAUUCGCAGUUUCCUCCAGUGGGCGGAGAAGCAGCCGCACAGCGCCGCUCUCAGCUCCGCUCCCCUCAGUGCUUCCCGCUGCCUCAGCUCUCCAGCUCAUGCGGACCAGCUGCCGAGGCUCAUGGACUAACCGCGGGUCUGACCGUGAGCUGUAACGGACUCGGGGUAGGACUGCUUGACGCCGGUGGAGGACUGGACUAUGGCGGCCAAGGAGGACCUGUACAGCAAAAUUAUCCCCCGGAGGCUUCGCCAAAGCCGACCGGGCUCGAUGAAAUCCAGCUCCAACCUGGACGUGCUGUUGUCCAUGGGCUUCUCCAGACACAGGGCCCUGAAGUCUCUGGUGUCAACUGGAGGUCGGAGUGUACAGGCAGCAUGUGACUGGCUGUUCUCCCAUGUGGACGACCCGUUCCUGGACGACCCCCUGCCCAGGGAGUUCGUUCUCUACCUGCGACCCAGCGGGCCGCUCCAGAACCAGCUCUCACACUUCUGGCAGCAGAGCCGGGUCACCUGCGGCAAAAACAAGGCCCACAAUAUUUUUCCACACAUCACUCUCUGUCAGUUCUUCAUGUGUGCCGACCCCAAAGUGGAAGCCCUGUGUGAGGCCCUUCAGACCACCGUGCAGCAGUGGAGGGGCCGCUUCCCCCGCCCGCUGCCUCUGGAGCUCUACACGUCGUCCAACUUCAUCGGGCUGUUUGUGGAGGAGCAGGUGGCCGACGUCCUCAGGCAGUUCGCAGCCGACUUUGCCACAGAGGCCGUCAGGAAGACAGAGGUCAAAGUGGAGCCUCACAAGAAGCAGCUCCACCUGACGCUGGCCUACAACUUCCCCAGUGAUCACCUCUCCUCACUGGAGAAGCUGGCCAAGGGCAUCGAGGUGAAGCUGGGCUGUGAUUGGCUGGCUGUCCUGUUCUCCCGGGACAUUCGUUUUGCUAGCCAUGAGACGCUGAGGGUCAUGUACCCCUACAUGCCCCAGAACGAUGACGAACUGGAGCUGGUUCCUGGGGAUUUUAUCUUCACGUCUUCCAUGGACCAGACCAGCACCAGCGAGGGCUGGGUCCACGGAACCUCGCUGGCCACCGGCCUGUCUGGACUCCUGCCGGAGAACUACGUGAGCCUGGCCGACGAGUCUGACACCUGGGUGUUUCAUGGCUCCCACUCCUUCUUCAGCUGUGGACCUGGUGAUAAAGCUGGUAAGGAUAAAGGAAUGUUUGACGGCCUGCUGGACAGCAGACGUCCUGACAGCACCGGUCCUGGAGACACGCCUGCUCUCAGUGUGAUCUGCCACCCUAUGCAGCAGGUCCUGCGCCUCAGUGGCAGCCACACUCGGCAGCCCAAACGGACGGUGUUUGUGUGCCGGCACGGCGAGAGGAUGGACGUGGUGUUUGGGAAACACUGGCUCACUCUCUGCUCGGACGGCAAAGGUAGAUACGUACGCUCCAACCUCAACAUGCCUCCCAGCCUGCCUCUGUGGGGAGGACAGAGAGACUACGACAUGGACUCCCCCAUCACUGUGUUUGGGUCCACUCAGGCCCGAUUAGUCGGCGAGGCCCUGUUGGAGAGCAACACGAUGAUAGACUUUGUGUACUGCUCUCCGUCGCUGCGAUGUGUUCAGACUGCGCAGAACAUCUUGAAAGGCCUGCAGCAGGACGGGAAGCUGAAGGUGCGCGUGGAGCCGGGUCUUUUCGAGUGGACAAAGUGGGUGUCAGGGAACUCCAUGCCAGCGUGGAUCCCCCCCACUGAUCUGGCUGCUGCCAACUUCAGCGUAGACACAGCUUACAGGCCUCUGAUCCCGGCCAGCAAGCUGACCGUGUCCGAGUCCUACGAGAACUACAUGAGCCGCAGCUACCAAGUCACCAAAGACAUCCUGUCAGACUGCAAAAGCACAGGAAACAACGUGCUGAUCGUAGCCCACGCGUCUUCCCUGGAGGCCUGCACGCGGCAGCUGCAGGGCCGCAGCCCCCAGAACGCCAAGGACUUCAUCCAAGUCGUACGAAAGAUCCCGUACCUGGGCUUCUGUGCCUGUGAGGAACAGGGAGAGACGGGAAUGUGGCAGUUAGUGGACCCUCCUAUCCUGCCUCUGACUCAUGGACCAAACCACUCCUUCGACUGGAAGGAGACUCUUCUGCAAGAAUGACGCCUGCCUGCUCCGAGUCGGUCACAGUGCUCUCCCUGUAACCCGUUCACCUCCACCCGCCUGCCAACAACCAACCCAACAAAAUAACUGGAGCUCUUGUCUUCUCAGCCUGUUCAGUAGCUGCUGAUUGAGCCAGCAGAGGAAAGGUGAGCAGUCCCAGCAGUGGAUUGGCAAACGGUCCCACUCUGCUGGCGUUACGGGGCGACUCAGGACACUGACAGGCUCAGUGGGUUUCUGCUGCUCUGUGUGGAAUCUCAUGUCAGCGCCGCCUCUGGAAUUUGGUCAGAUCAACAUUGCAAACUCUUUCAUGUAAUUCUUCUCAUGUUGAUUUAUGCUAAAGCAUGUUAGCAGGCUAAUAUGCUAGCUUAGAACUAAAGCUAAAGCUUGAACUUCAACUUCCUAGUAUGCAGUUGGGGACUUUUUAUUUUUCGUCGCUCUCUGUUAGUCAUGCCACACCAAUAGUUUUUACUUGCCUGGGGUCUGGCCACCCCAUGAGAAUCGACGCCACUGGACAUAUGUAUCAACAAAAGGAGCAUUGUCUCCCUGUGUGUGUCCAUGUGUGUGUUGAAAUGCACAGUUUUCUUAUUUUAUUUCCGGUCUCGGCAGCUGAGGCUCAUCACGGUGGGCCUGGCUGCUCGUGGUUUCAGGUCAGAUCUCUGCAAACUGAGAAAGUUUCUCCUGUUGCAUAAUUAACUUGUCUUAAUGAAACUAAGUCAAACAACAAAGUGGACGUGUCACAACAAUCCUAAAAAAUGUAUCACCCAUGUUGAUUUUUAUGCUUGUUUUUGUUAUUUUGUUUUUCAAUUCUGCAGACGUCUGAUUAGAGUUUUUUUUUUAUGUAUGCCAAAAAACAUAAAGAGACUGGAACCGUCCUGGUGGUGUAAACAGCAGUGCUCUCCCAAACUGUUGCUACUGAUUGGUUUUUGUCCUUCAGCAGAGCUGACGGACUGUAGCAGAGAACAUGAGAACGUCUUCAUGUUGGGUUCCCAGGAGGCAGCGCGGCCUCCUCCGACCCGUGCAGUGUAUUUAAUAUAUAACACACACACACACACACAGCUUCAACAGCACAUGUUGCACUUAGUGACAAUCAUCCAGUAGCAUCUUGAUUCUAGCCCAGCAGCGAUUAUUGUCCAAAGGUUUGGAGUAGCUGUAGUCAUAGCCUGAGAAAGGUCUUCCAGUUUGAUCUCUAUUUAUUUUUAAACCUCUUUUUUAAAUACAAAAUAAUGUGUACAAAGGAAAAAAAACAAAACAAUUUUAGCUGCAUGAAAGAAUUUAAGAAGGAGUGUCUCAGGUGUUGCAUUUAACACAGGUAUUUGCAGCUUUGCAUUAACUGACUGUAAUGUUGUGCCUCUGAGAGUUUCUGCCUCGUCUCCAUAUGUUCUUCAUUUCUCGGCUGCAAAAAACACAACGAGGACGUUGUGCUAUCAGUUCAACAGAGUAUCAUUUUAAUUUUUCUUUUUUUUUUUAACAAAAUGCUCCAGCUGAAACUUGAAUGGAUUGUUUGGUCGCGAUGCCAGAGUUUGGUUUGAAUAGACUCUGAGCCUGGAGCCGUUUCCAGGUUAUCCUCAGGUCAGUUUGUGGCUCUGGAGGCUGAUCCUGACAGAAUGUAGGAGGACAUCAUUUAGAGGAGCCGUCGACUGGACGGAGAUUCGACAUGAUCACAGAGGUUCUGGUCUUCUUUUCUGAACAAUUCAAAAGUAAAAGCAAAGAGUCAAAGUUGAGCCCCGCAAAGCCGACCAGCGAAGCAACAACGGAAAAUAAACUGCAGAGACAAAUUAAAUAAAAACAUCUCAGGUCCAUAUUCUGUUUUGAAAUAAAAGCAUUUCUACUAGUUUAAAUAACACAUUUCAAUCAAUUCCAAAUGUAAUUAGCAUACUAAACUGAUUUUCUUAAAUCAAUCCAGUCUUGUAAUCUGUAUGAGUUUAUCAUUCAUUUCAUUUCUAAAUCGUUGUUACUGUUCUUUGACCUUUUACAAAACAGGGAGCUAAAACGCCAACUUUCACUUUUUCAGUUUUUUUUUAAUCAUUGACUCCAGUCAAAAGAGGAAUAUUUCAUUUUAGAGCUUUUAAAAUAAACUCUAAGUCAGUUCUUUCUAAGUCUUGGUAGUAUCCAAGCUCCUAAAAGACUUCACACUCUGACAAAAACAUGCUUUUCAUCAGAAAAAAGGUCUUACUUUUGAUCUUCAGUCAGAAUCUGAAAUUCAGGAACUUCAGAGAUGCUCAAUGAAUCUAUAUUAGUGACCCCUGGACCAUCUUGAGAUGACAGUUAAAUGUCCAAAACAUAAAUGAGCAUAAAUUAGAAACUUAAGCCUGGUUCCCCAUCAUGUUAACCACGUUCUGUCAAAGUUAGAGAAUCUUCAUAGGUGCAGACAGAGAAUCAGCAUAAUGUACCACAAGAUUUUGUAAUGUUAUUGUUUGCUUAUUGCUGUUACAUUUGAGUAGCACUUGCUCAAAUAUGUUAAAAAACAUGUUAGAGUAGCCUGACCGAGCUGGAGAUCAUAACGUGUAUGCUACAGUAUCAGAGGCAAUCUGAUAUCUGGGUCAUUUAAAUGUGAUGGAUCAGGGAGGUUAAAACAUAGCAACUGGUCAGUGAUGUAGCAUCGGUAAAGAUGAAAAUGUGAGAGAGCAGGAUUUGUAUCCUGGCCAUUAAUAGAACCAAAAUGAAAUAUCUUUCCAUUUAGAACCGUCAACAAGUCAAUGAAGGACUACGAAUGACACCAGGGUGAUUAUGGUCUUUCACAAACUGGGACCAGUUUUCUGUUUUUUAUGUGGAACCUGAUCAUAACUGUAGACGCUCAGGCAGUUAGAAACGGAUGCUAAGUGUUAGUUUGACCGACGCUCGUCUCUGCUGGUGUUUUUAUCUCCACAAAAAGGGAUUCUUUACAUUUUUCUAAGCUGAUGUUGAAAAAAUACAACUUUGCAAUCACAAUGUUUCCAUCAGAUAAGAAACACAAUUAAAAUCCCACGUAGUCUGUUCACGCAGUGUCUUUAAAAAACAUCCAGCGCCACGAUCCUCCUGCUACUUCCUGUCGUCUUCUUCACGACUUGCGCCAGUGGCAACAUCACUGCUGUGGUUCGUGUGACUCGUGCGAUGCGAAAAAAAUGUUGCCAUUGCAAUAGACUAACUUAGAUAUGGCCAAAAAAUCCACCUCAUCCUAGCUCCAAACUUCUUUUUUCAAGAAUU
Xiphophorus couchianus (Monterrey platyfish) is the source of this 5341-nucleotide messenger RNA. RefSeq names its product ubiquitin associated and SH3 domain containing Bb (gene ubash3bb). Gene Ontology annotation, molecular function: protein binding. NCBI's taxonomy places the organism in Eukaryota, Metazoa, Chordata, Actinopteri, Cyprinodontiformes, Poeciliidae. The transcript is spliced from 14 exons. Bases 227 to 2158 code for a protein of 643 amino acids. The record is from RefSeq and is a predicted model, not a curated record.